Molecule: messenger RNA, 1552 nt
Organism: Patella vulgata (common limpet)
Lineage: Eukaryota; Metazoa; Mollusca; Gastropoda; Patellidae
Product: tubulin alpha-1A chain-like
Exons: 3
Coding region: 110-1465 (451 amino acids)
Biological process (GO): microtubule cytoskeleton organization; mitotic cell cycle
Cellular component (GO): microtubule; cytoplasm
Molecular function (GO): GTP binding; structural constituent of cytoskeleton
Source: RefSeq, a predicted model, not a curated record
UUUUCAUAUUUCACUAUGAGCUUUAGUUGACCAUUACAUCAACAACGUCUCCUAAUUGUUAUGAUUUUUGUAUUUUUUGUGGCUAAAAAUUUUCAACGUUUUCUUCAAAAUGCGUGAGUGUAUUUCUAUCCAUGUUGGUCAGGCCGGAUGUCAGAUGGGCAAUGCAUGUUGGGAGUUAUACUGUUUAGAACAUGGUAUCCAGCCUGAUGGUCAGAUGCCAUCAGAUAAAACUAUUGGAGGUGGUGACGAUUCCUUCAAUACUUUCUUCAGUGAAACAGGGGCUGGUAAACAUGUACCAAGAGCUAUCUUUGUAGACCUGGAACCAAGUGUUGUUGAUGAAGUACGAACUGGUACAUACCGUCAACUGUUCCACCCAGAGCAACUCAUCACUGGUAAGGAAGAUGCCGCCAAUAACUACGCUCGAGGCCAUUAUACUAUCGGCAAAGAAAUAAUUGAUCUGGUUCUUGACAGAAUCAGAAAAUUAGCUGACCAGUGCACGGGCCUUCAGGGUUUCCUUGUCUUCCAUAGCUUCGGUGGCGGAACCGGUUCGGGUUUUACGUCCCUACUUUUGGAGAGACUAAGUGUGGAUUAUGGCAAGAAAUCAAAACUCGAAUUCGCCAUUUACCCAGCUCCUCAGAUAUCCACUGCCGUGGUUGAACCCUAUAACGCUAUUCUCACCACCCAUACGACCCUGGAACAUUCAGAAGUCGCUUUUAUGGUGGACAACGAAGCUAUUUAUGACAUCUGUCGUCGUAAUUUGGAUAUUGAGCGACCCACCUACACAAAUCUCAAUCGUUUGAUUGGCCAGAUUGUCAGCUCUAUUACUGCUUCUCUCAGAUUUGAUGGCGCGCUGAACGUUGACUUAACUGAAUUCCAGACCAAUUUAGUACCAUAUCCUCGGAUCCAUUUCCCCCUUGCUACCUACGCACCAGUAAUAUCUGCUGAAAAGGCUUAUCAUGAGCAGUUAUCAGUUUCGGAUAUUACUAAUUCCUGUUUUGAACCUGCCAAUCAGAUGGUAAAAUGCGAUCCUCGUCAUGGAAAGUACAUGGCUUGUUGUAUGUUGUACCGUGGGGACGUUGUACCUAAAGAUGUUAAUGCGGCCAUUGCUACCAUUAAAACCAAGAGAACCAUCCAGUUUGUGGACUGGUGUCCAACAGGUUUUAAAGUGGGUAUCAACUACCAACCACCAACUGUUGUACCAGGAGGUGAUUUAGCCAAGGUUCAGAGAGCGGUUUGUAUGUUAAGCAACACCACGGCGAUUGCUGAAGCCUGGGCACGUCUGGAUCAUAAAUUUGAUCUAAUGUAUGCUAAGAGGGCCUUUGUCCACUGGUAUGUUGGUGAAGGUAUGGAAGAAGGUGAAUUCUCUGAAGCUAGAGAAGAUUUAGCUGCCCUUGAGAAAGAUUAUGAGGAAGUUGGCGUGGAUGGUGGUGACGGCGAAGGCGACGAAGAAGGGGAUGAAUAUUAGAAAACUCUUAUCUCAAAACCAAAGCAAAACCCUCCUUAAAAAGGUCAAUUGUUUCUGGUGUAGUAAAUAAAAAUCAUGCUGUAUUUG